Amphibalanus amphitrite is the source of this 3261-nucleotide messenger RNA. Its product is annotated as lysosomal acid phosphatase-like. Gene Ontology annotation, biological process: dephosphorylation. The transcript has 2 exons. The record is from RefSeq and is a predicted model, not a curated record. The coding region runs from base 441 to 1712 and encodes 423 amino acids. Lineage: Eukaryota; Metazoa; Arthropoda; Thecostraca; Balanomorpha; Balanidae. Gene Ontology annotation, molecular function: phosphatase activity.
AGGCUAAACAGGUACUCAUGGCAACGAAAGGUGAUUUUACUUUUAUCAGACCAAUAUAUAAGGAUUUACGUUAGCACUUGACACAAUUUUUGUUCCUUCAUCAAUUAACAGUAACAGUAAACUAACAUUUUCUUUCAUGAUAGCAUAAUUACACCGAAAGAGGAAGCCUUUGAUGUGUGACGUCAGAUUUAUUGUGCUGUUGCUGCAAACAAGAACAACGCUCAGAUAAAGAUAUAACACCGAAUAUUCCCCAGCUCAAGGCCAUGGAUGAAGUAUUCCUAAUCCAUGACAAGGCCAUAUAAACCCAGCUGGAAACCGAAAACGAUUGAUUAGGUUUACGGUUUUACUUUAUAAAUAGUUCUUCAACCUUCAGCCUUGAAUAACCGAGCGACAAUUAUCCCAGGGACCAAGAACCGUCACAUUCCAGCGCUAUCCGGACGAUGCGCGUGACUCUGAUAUUGGUGUGUGCGCUGGCGACGGCCGGCGGCGGUGUGACGGCACAGAACGCCACCACACUGCAGCUGGUGCAGGUGCUGUACCGCCACGGCGCGCGCACGCCCAUCUACUCGUACCCGAACGACACGAACGCUGACCACUGGUGGCAGGGGCCCGGCCAGCUCACCAACGAGGGCAAAAACAAUCAGUACGAGCUGGGCGCCUACCUGCGGCGCCGCUACGCCGGCUUCCUCAGCCCCCUCUACCACACCAACCACACGCAGGUGGAGUCGUCGGACGUGGACCGGACGCUGAUGUCGGCCCAGGUGAACCUGGCCGCCCUCUACCCGCCGCAGGGCCGCGACAAGUGGAACCCCGACCUGGCCUGGCAGCCGAUCCCCGUCCACACGCGGCCCAGCACCGACGACUACAAGCUGCGCUUCAUCGACGCCUGCGAGCGUUACCGGCAGGCGCGCAAGGAGCUCGACUCGUCCGAGUACGUGCGCAAGGUGGACCGGAAGUACGCGCCGCUGUACAAGUACCUCCACAGCGUGGGCGUGAUGCUGAACGACGUGGAGGGUCUGUCGGGCCUGUACGACACGCUGUGGAUCGACGACCGGCACGGGCUGGCCAUCCCCGAGUGGGCGCGCCGCCGACUGCCCGCCUUCAACCGCACCGUCUACCCGGAGCUGCUGCGCCCCAUCAGCGACCUGGCCUUCCAGCUCUUCAGCCACACGGCCGAGAUGCGACGGCUGGGCGGCGGCGUGCUGCUGGCCGACAUGACCGAGCACAUGGCGGCGGCGGCGGCCGGCUCGCUGCAGCCGCUCGGCCGGCAGCUGUUCAUGUACUCGGCGCACGACUUCACCGUGGCCGCGCUGCUCGGCGCGCUGGGCGUCUACAACGGCAUCGCGCCGCCGCUGGCCAGCUGCGUCAUCGUCGAGCUGCACCGCGACGCGUCGGGCGCCUUCUUCGUGGAGAUGUUCUACCGGAACGACACGACCGCGGAGCCCUACCGGCUGCGGCUGCCCGGCUGCGCCGACCGCUGUCCGUGGGAGGCGUUCCGCGACCUGACGGCCGCCGUCCGGCCGGCCGACGCGGCGGCCGAGUGCGCCGUGUCGCCGCCGCCGACUCCGGCGCCGCCCUCGCCGCCGGCGCUGAUCGUGGCCGCCGUGCUGGUGUGCGGCCUGCUGCUGGUGCUGCUGGUGGCCGCGCUGGUGCUCUACUGCCGCCGGCGCCGGGACGAGCAGUUUCACUACUCGGCGCUGAGCACCAACUGAACGCCGACCGGGAGCCGACGGAGAGCCGGGAGAAGGCGGCGGCUGACGGCGGGCCGCGACGGGGGCUGCUAAAAACGGUCAGCCCCGACUUCGUCCUCCUCUAAGGCCGUGGAGCGUGAGUAAGAGAUGGCGAGUCGUUCACAAGUCCAGAUGUAAGCGUAAUCUAGCAGGGUCACAUUUUAUUGAAGGGGAUGAUAGCCAGUUGGUGUAUUUUACAUUUAAUGGUCAUAGCCUUGCUGACAAAUUUGAGGACAGGAGGAACGCUAUUCUACUUUGCUGGUAGCGUCCUGGGCAGCAUGCUGUUGUUCCUUACCUUGGUGAACUGAGUCCAACCGCAUUCCCGGUCGGUGAGCGUGCCAGCCAUGUGGGAGUAGGUUCUGCUGAUGGCCAGCGGUCUUUGGGUGAUAGAUGUCUUUGGGUGCCUGCUGUAUCUGUGUUAUGCGCGUGCUGUGAACUGAACGAUGCCCAUACCCGGGGGUGGUAUUUGACGCCACACGGACAUCUGCGCCCAGGAUGUUUUAUUGUGUCCCGUGCUGAAAGGAGCCCAAUUCCAUAACACAUCCCGGGCAUCACGAUUUCGCCUCAUCUUGGCUUUUUGAACUCGCUCGUUACUCCGAUGUGGAUAAUUCCUUGAACACAUUCCGUCUUAUGUUUAUGCGCAUUUCGCUCAAAUAGCUCACAUUUUACACCUCAACUAUCUGAAGCUCAACUAUCAAUUUUGUUAUCUGCUAGACAUUUUUCGUCAAAUGCAAGAUGGACGCCCUGUUGAAUUUAGCAGCUUUUGAAUUUGAGCUAUAACCGAAACGAACGAUUGUAAAUGAUUUCACGAAAACCUUUGAUUAAAUAAGCUUACACGGCAGUUGUGUCCUAUGAAAACACCACCCGACUUCAUUUCGGUGACAUUUCACUGCUUGGGAUUUCCAUCGUCGUGCGUAGCGAUUGAGCUUUGUCGGACCAGUUAUCCGUUGCUGCUUGAGUUCUGCAAUGUGUAUAAUUGUUCCAGAUGUGUUUGAAAAGGCCAUUUUAUCUAGACCAGUAGAUUCAGCAGGUAGCUCACUUUCAUAUAAAUUGCAUAUAGGUAUAUUUGUAAUGUAUGUGUAUGCGCUAUAUGGAUGCUGCAGGCCGUAAUUUGUCCUUAUUUACAUUGUCACUGUGCUUUAUCGCGCGGGGAUUGCGUAUCAUUCGUAGGGUUAAAUCAGAGAAGUGUGCAACUCUGAUUGUCUCGGUCCAGCUGCUGAACCCUGAUAGCCAAUCACGAUCAAAUGCCGAUCUGUAACCAGUGAAUAAUAUGUAUGUACGUGCGCCACCACUACGGUAGCAAAAGCGGGGCUGACUAUUGUGGUGCCCAACCGUACAGCCACGUGUUUUAUAACGAGCAUCCAGCUACAUGCUGGCACAUACUGCUGUUUCAACGUUUUAUUUUGGACUCUAUAGGAAUUAGUGGGAAUGCCGGUGCCGCCUGGCUCUCCAGUCUCCGUGAGACUGAUCUGGGCGACUGUUGAGUGUUUUGUGGCAAAUAAAGGUUCCUGAGUUCGGGAACCACAUCAAA